Magnusiomyces paraingens is the source of this 2829-nucleotide messenger RNA. RefSeq lists its product as uncharacterized. The record is from RefSeq and is a predicted model, not a curated record. The transcript is spliced from 4 exons. Gene Ontology annotation, cellular component: spindle pole; microtubule plus-end; spindle pole body. The coding region runs from base 1 to 2829 and encodes 942 amino acids. NCBI's taxonomy places the organism in Eukaryota, Fungi, Ascomycota, Dipodascomycetes, Dipodascales, Dipodascaceae. Gene Ontology annotation, biological process: establishment or maintenance of microtubule cytoskeleton polarity; mitotic spindle organization; microtubule polymerization. Gene Ontology annotation, molecular function: microtubule plus-end binding; microtubule plus end polymerase activity.
AUGGCAGAACAAGAGGAAGAUUACUCGACCUUGCCAAUAGAAACAAGAGCCACUCAUAAGGUCUGGAAAGUCCGAUUGGCUGCUUACGAAGAUAUGAAAAAUUCGUUUACAAAAUCCAGCCACGAAUCCGAUGAAUGCUUCAAACCUUUUCUCGAAGACCCAAAUGUUUUUAAAAAAAUUGUCACCGACGCCAAUGUCGUAGCCCAAGAAGCUGGUCUGGCCGCACUGGUCGCCUUUCUAGAGUUUGGCGGCCCACAAUGCUGUCUGCGUCUUCGAAGCCAUAUCGUUCCACCAAUGCUCGAAAAAACCAUGGGUUCAACACGUACCGGUACAAAACAAAACACCCUCGAUGCUUUGCUCUUUUUCAUCGAGCUUGACGUGGCCGAUCCUGUCAUUGAAGACAUGAUACCAGUGCUUUCUCACAAGACUCCUAAAAUUGUUACAGGUACUACCCAUGCGCUUGUUGAAAUCAUCAAGGCCUACGGUUCUAAAACUGUUCCAUGCAAAUCAAUUGUUCAAGUUCUUCCAGCACUUUUUUCCCAUGCGGACAAAAACGUACGCGCAGAAGCACAAGCUCUCUCAGUUGAACUUUACAAAUGGCUAGGGGAUUCGCUAAAAGAAUUGCUUUUACCCAAUCUUAAACCCGUCCAGCAAAAGGAUCUUGAGGCAGAGUUUGAAAAAGUCAAAGGUGUUGCUCCACAACAAACUCGCUUCUUGAGAUCCCAACGUGAGUCCAUGGAUAGACUCGAGGCCAGCGGCAUUGAUAUAUUAAACAAUGGAGAUAACACUGGUGUGGAUGAGGAUAAUGAUGUGGAAAUGGACUUGUAUGAUCCAGUCGAAGUUUUAAGCAAAAUACCCAUGGACUAUGAAAAACGUGUUUCAUCAUCAAAAUGGCAGGAACGUAAAGAAAUUCUGGAAGAAAUCUUUGCAGUCGUUAAUAUACCACGUAUAGAAGAGGGUGACUAUGGCGACAUUAUGCGGGUCUUGGCCAAGUGCAUGAAGGACGCAAAUAUCCAAGUUGUCACCAUUGCUGCCAACAUUUUUGAAGCAUUGGCUAAAGGUCUCAAGUCUUCUUUUGCACGAUAUGUUCCUGUAGUUUUGAGUCCAGUACUUGAGCGCCUUAAGGAAAAGAAGGCUUCCAUUUCAGAGGCCCUUGGUAAGGCUUUGGAUGCCAUGUUUAACAGUUCGUCAUUGUCUGAAAUUCUUGAGGAAACAAUUACAUUUUUAAAGCACAAGACUCCACAAGUCAAGAUUGAGACUGCAAAGUUUUUAACCCGGUGCUUGUCAAAUACCCGUGCCAUGCCUACCAAUCAGGAAAUCAAACUUAUUGCAGAAGCGGGUGUUGUCAUGCUCUCUGAUAUGCAAGAACCUGUUCGCUCGGAGGCUGCACAUGUACUUGGAACCCUGAUGAAAAUGACUGGCGAGCGUGCCAUGAUUCAAUUUUUAGAAAAUGUGGAUGAUAUCAAAAAGGGCAAAAUUAAAGAUGCGUUUGAAACAGCCCAAGUCAAAGCUAAACCUGGGAGAUCAGCGGCAGCACCACCACCACCACAUCCAGCGACAACCACAGCAGCAACCAACUCAUCGACAGCAUCUUCAGCAGCUGCAAUAACACCAAGACCACGACCUGGAGGCAAGCCUGUUUUACGCAAGAAACUUGUUCCUGCCUCAACAAGUGGUGGUGCUUCUACGGCUCCCACAGCAAGCAAGCUUAGAACAGCAGGUGGUCUUGUGCGACGUCCUGGUGUCGGCUCUGCUAGUCCAGUAAAGGCUCGCCCAGAACCUUCAGUGGAGCAAUUACCACCACCACCACCAUCACCCCAACAACACCACCAACAACAACAUCAACAGCAUGCUGCUGCACCUACAACACGACCUGGGCUUGCAAGCCGUACUGUUGGUGGUGGCUUGACUAACAGGCCAAUUGCAUCUCAAGCAAGGGGGGGUGCAACUACCGGAGGUGCUACAUCUAUGGCAGCAACAGACUUUGGAAUCUCUGCACAAGAACGACAAGAGCUUGAGAAACUGCGUGCAGAAAAUCAAGAGCUUCAAAGGGAACGCGAGCAUUUGCAAUGGCAAGUUCAAGGAUUUAACUCUGAGAAGAUGGCAUUGAUGCAAGAAAUCAACAAUCUACAAUUUAAGAAUGCACAACUUGUGGAUGAACAUACCCGUGAUGUUGUAUCAAUCAAAAGCAAGGAAACCCAACUGGUACGAGCACAAUCGGAUCUUGCGGCUGCACGUGACCAACUUACGGUACUUAAACGUGAAAACGAGAGUUUACGAGCACGAGGGGUAGACCAACAACAUCACCAUCACGAUCAACAAGGAGAAAUUUCCUACAAGUCCAUGUUUGGCGGGAAUAAUGGCGGGGCCAUGACAUCGCCGAUGAGACACUCGUACUUAGAAUCUCCACGGCGCAAAGUGCCAACCGCAGUGCCUUCCUCUGGUUAUGGACGAUUAGAUGAAGGCAGUAGUCUUCAGUCUAGAGCGGCAGUAGGAGUGAGUUUACAUGUAAGAGCCUCUAGUGUUGAUGCCAUGGAUAUUGAUAGCGAGGGGGUAGUUUCUGAUAAUAGUAUCAAUGGGAAUGGGAAUGGAAGCAGUGGUAACAGUGGAAGUAUAAUUGCGCCAACAAGUUCUCGACCCAGUAGGCUUCCACGGGCUCCUGGACUUGGACUGGAAUGUUUGGAGAGUGGUAAUGCGGGUGCAAAUGUUAGUGAUUGGCAGAGAGAGACGAAGCGGACAGAACAGUUGAAGGAUCGGUUGAAGCAGAUUCAGCAAUUGCAGCAACGGUCUGAGGAGCGUCGUCGGAUGAAGGAAGAAAUGCGUCGAUAG